Messenger RNA from Gryllus bimaculatus (two-spotted cricket), 1023 nucleotides. The record is from the annotation of a GenBank genome assembly. NCBI's taxonomy places the organism in Eukaryota, Metazoa, Arthropoda, Insecta, Orthoptera, Gryllidae.
AUGGUUAGUGUAAUAAAAACUGAUAAAAAGGCUAUGAAGAUUGGUUGCUCAAGUUCAAUAUUUCUAUGGGUGAAAAUGGUUCGUACAAAGAAGUCUUCAAGUGAUUUCAGAAAAUUUAGCAAACAGUCCAACAAGAGGUCUGAAGUAAAUAAAAAGACAACAAUCUAUGCAUCCAACGCUGCUUAUUUUAAGAAAAACCGUGUGACAGAACAUGAUGAUGAUGAUGAUGAUGAUGUGAAUGAAAUUUUAUCAGACAAGAGGAAAAAUGUGCGAAAUUAUGUAGAAUUAGGUUUAGAAUCUCCAGAGGCCUCUGAAAUGAAUGGAUCACUUCGCUAUAACUCAAAAUUGAUUCAUAACAAGAAAAAAUCCAAUGUACGAAGAAACACUAAACUUAUAGCUCUAAGAGAGAUUCGACAUUAUCAAAAAAGUACAAAAUUAUUAAUACCCAAAGCCUCUUUUGCUAGAGUGUGUAGAGAAAUUUUCCUGCAGUUUGGUGGACCCGAUUUAAGAGUUGCAAUAUUAGCUUUGGAAUGCUUACAUGAAGCUGCUGAAUCAUUCCUAGUUCAACUUUUUGAAGAUUCCUAUUUGUGCACUUUACAUUGUCAGAGGACGACAUUAAUGAAUAAGGAUCUUCGUUUAGCCCGCAGGAUAGUUGAGAACGGCAUUUUUACAUCUUUUAACCAAGAUGGUUUGGAUUUUACUGUUGAGUUGUUAUUUGGUCUUUUCCCAAAUCUUCAGGGGAUGCCCAUUUUGACUCUCUGCGCCGGGUACCUGCUACUGGAGACAAAUAUUAACCUUUACACUGGCCACUGGUACUUGCGGGCUCCUCGAUUUGUGAGCCCCUGCGCGGGGGACGUCCCACCUGCAGCCGACGGUGCGCAGCACGGCCUCCCCGACCAGCGCGUCCACGAAGUCCACGUAGUCCCGCCAGCCCUUCGCCCCCACCGGCGCCCCCGCCGGCGCCUCCAGCCCGAACAGGCGCUGGUUCUCCUUCAGCAGCUCCUGGAUCUGCGCCGCCCCUGA